Anas platyrhynchos (mallard) is the source of this 2034-nucleotide messenger RNA. RefSeq names its product lysine rich nucleolar protein 1 (gene KNOP1). NCBI's taxonomy places the organism in Eukaryota, Metazoa, Chordata, Aves, Anseriformes, Anatidae. The record is from RefSeq and is a predicted model, not a curated record.
CCCGCCCGCCGCCAUGCCGCGCCGCGUCGCCACGGCAACCGCUCCGCCAUUACCCGCGGCGGGAGGCGGCCCCGGGCCCGGCUCCCGUUCCCCUUCCGGGGCGGCGGGCGCUGCACAUGGGCCGCGGCAGAAUGACAGUGAAGAGAAAGAAAAAACAAAUUCACGAGGAACCUGAACAGAAAAAUAAAAGAGUGAAACGUAGUGGGAGCCAGACUAUCAUUAACAUUGAGAAAGGCAUUCCAAGUGUCAUUAAAGCAGGGGAUGAUGACCGGUUUGAGACAAAAACAAAGGCCAGGAAAAAGGAAAGUUUAAAAGAAGAUGAAUGUUUAGAUCAAUUAAAUCUGAAGAAGAAAAACAAAAAAAAGAAAGUUGGCUCUGAAUUACCAAAAGAAACACGUUCAGAAAGCUUUGUGAAUGUAGAAGGCCAUCUGGAUGUAGAACAACAAGAGGAAUCGGAGGAACAAAUUAAGAUUUUCAAAAAGAAGAGAAAAAAAGAUCGACGCCGUGCCUCCUUCUCACUGGAGAGUAAUCACAGCAGUGAUGAGCUUUCAAAUCAUUAUACAGAUGGUACUCAGGGAAAUGAACUUUUUUUCAAAAAAAGCAGAAAGAAUGUCACUUUGAAUUUGAAACUGGGUAGUGAAGUAACUAAGAAAAAAAAGAAGAAAGAUGUUUUUUCUUCAGCAUUAGAGGACAUCCAGGACAAUGCAUAUAAGCAUUCUAAAAAAGACUGUAAAAAAACAAACACAUGCAUUUCAGAAGAGAAAGCUGUUAUUGAUGAAAGUCGUGGAACACAUAUUACUCAGAGUGAUGAGGAAGGUUGUAUGAGAAGAAAAAAGAGGAAGAAGAAGAAAAAGAAGCCUGACUCCUUUUUACCUCUAGCAGGUAAUCAGGAUAUCUGUGGAGUUCAUGAUAGAACCACUGCAUUAAGUGACUUCAGAAAAAGACAAAGAAAGGAAAUUACAUUCACGGAUAAAGAGGAAGAAGAAACUAUUGAGAAUUCUGAAAUUAUCAGAAAGACCAAGAAGAAGAAGAAAAACAAGAAAAGCAAAGAUGUUUUCUCCUUAAUGUGUGAAGAUAAGCAAGAAGUUGAGUCUGAGCAGGAAGAACUGUCUGGAAAAAAAUGCUGGAAGAAUAACAAAGAUAAUAGUGAAGUAACCAAGAAGAAGAAGAAAAAGAAGAUUCAAAAGGACAAGGAAACUACUUACUCAAAAGUUUCUUUAAGCAAUGACAACGCAUCUAACAGCCAAAAAAUAACACUAUUAGAAAGCAACAAAAAGAACAAAGAGACCGAAAUGAAGCUAGCAGAAUGUGCCACAAGGGACAUUGUAGAUACAGUAUUAUGCAAUUCCAAUCACAUGCCCUGUGACAAAAAAGGGGAAAAAAAAGUACCACGGGACUCUGCAGAAGAAUCAGGUUCAAAAGCAACUAUAAAACAGAAAAAGAUCAGAGGAGAAGACAUGGGAAAAGAGGCAUCGGAAAAUAGUGAUGAUGUAACUAUUGUGCAGGAAAAAAAAGGAAACUGUGAUGAAGUUAAUAUAGACAAGGCGAGGCGGCAGGCUCUACAAGAAGAAAUUGAUAGAGAAUCUGGAAAAACUGAAGUUUAUGGUUCCAAAAUGCAAACGAAUACAAAGAUUGGCCAGUGGAGUACAGCUGCUUUUCAAAGUUCUGAGCGAGGAAUGAAAUUUCUUCGACUGAUGGGUGGUUUUAAAAAGGGCUCUGCACCUACCCAAGAUCUCUCAGCAACUACAAACAAACCAAACAUGGCUCUGAACAAGGAAGGGGAGGAAAAAUUACAGCAGGCUCUGAAGAUGGAAUUUGAUAAAGCAAUGGACUUGAAACAACAUAGAAGAAUCGGUCUUGGAUUUCAGCCUGCUGCCACCAAAAAAGUGUACAUAGACAAAUAUACAUCUAGAUCUAUAAAAUUUGAAGAUUAGAACUCUGAAGCAAUAAAAAGAAUGAAAAUUAAAUGGGUAAAUUUCACUUCCCACAAUUUUUUUUACUUGAAAUAAAAUUUGACAUGUUCAACAAAUUUGA